Molecule: messenger RNA, 7315 nt
Organism: Aedes aegypti (yellow fever mosquito)
Lineage: Eukaryota; Metazoa; Arthropoda; Insecta; Diptera; Culicidae
Gene: bun
Product: protein bunched, class 2/F/G isoform
Exons: 6
Coding region: 1586-4942 (1118 amino acids)
Biological process (GO): regulation of transcription by RNA polymerase II
Source: RefSeq, a predicted model, not a curated record
GCAGAUUUUGACAGCUACAAACUCAUCGCCGCGAACGGGUCAGCAAACGAGAGCAGCUCCGUCGUCGUCUGUCGUACCAAAAAAAUCGAAUAUGGCUGCCGUGGUGUUGAAAAAAUUCGCAACGAUCUCGAUUCUCGGUUCUAUUUGUGCGCUAAUCGGUACGAAACGGCAAUUCUAAACCCACUGUUAAACGCGUCGCGAGUUUGUCCGUACGGGAGUGCAAAAGUCCAGAUUCGAGCUUCGCCGGAAAACGGUGAAAAUUGCCAAUCAAAUUCGGGCCCCUGGCUGAGCCUUUUUCUCCUGCUGACAGAAUUCGGUACUUUCGGUUCGGAUCGUCGGAAAUCCGUUUUCUUCGUGCGGUAAAGUUUACUCGUUUGGACUCUGUUUAUCGGUGAAAAGCAGAAAAAACGGAUCGCAGGAAGAUUGGCGUGGCCACAGUUUGGACGAAGGGACAAUCUCGCAAAGGAAGGGCGGAAGGCAGGAAACUUAGAAUCCGGAUUUCUACGGGAGCUGUGUUUGGAUUUUGGGAAAACAGAAUCUUUUUGGCGAAUCAUUGUCCCACGACGGAACUGUUCCGGAGGGCCGUAGAAAGCAGGGGGCUUCCGUGUAUUUCCUACAGAGUGCAGAAAAUUUAGGUUUGUGUCCACUUUCUCGAAAAGUGCAAUCACCGCAGAACCGCCGCAGCCGUGCAAUUUUUGUGCGCAAGUGAUUAGCGAACGGCAGAACAACCCAAACGUGCGGUGCGGCAGUUUAGCGACACAAUCAGAAAACCGCAUUUAGCAGCAGCAGAAAAUUUGACCACUUUGGUGGUGUCGGCAGAAGAGCAGAAAAAAAAACGAAGUCACAAGAAAAAAAAUUGCGCGAUGAACGGAAGAAAAUUCCGCUGAAGAGCAGCAGAAGCAAAAGCAGUGUGUGAGAAGAAGAAUAACAAUAUUCAUCGAAGCAAACACAACAGCAACAGAAAAGAAAAAAGAUCGCCGUACGACGAGAGACGAGAGAAGAGCGUGAAGUGCGAUUAUUUUUUGACAGUUCGCCGAGCGUUUGCGACUUGCGUGUGAAUUUGUGUGCGUCUCUCUUUCUCUCUCUCUCUCUCGCUCUCCAUCUCCCAACAAUCCGUGUCUGCGAUAACACAACAAACAACAACAAAAACAAAGCGAUUUCGAGUGCGACGACUGAAAAAGUCAAAAGUGAAAAAGGAAAAUCCGCGAGGGUAUUCUGUGUGUGAUUCGAUUUUUCUUGUGUUUUGGGCAGUGUUUUGUGGGGAAUUUGUGUGAUGUUUUUGCGAUAAGCUGGUGUGGGAUCGUGUGUAUUUUUUUUUCGUGCAAGAGCAGAUCGCUAAUUCGAUUUAUCGCCGUCGAAAAGUUUUGGGCCGGCGUUUUGCAACGGUGGAUUCUGUGAACUAUUGAACCAGAUAUUACCCAGUAUUUGCUUGCCGAGUGUCCGCGAGUGUGUGCUAGUGCGCGUGUAUCUGAGUGCUGCGUGGGGCUGUGUAGAGUGUGUGGGAUCGCGUGAACGCGAGUGAAUUUUUACCCCGACCCGGUUGCCUAGAAAAUCGGCAAAAAUUCCGAAGAAUAAGAAGAAAAGUAUGGCCGAGAACUCCGUCAGUAACAGUCUACCGUCGUCACAGCAGCAGCAUCCAAAGACAGCAAGUCGCGGGGGUGGAGGAGGAGGAAGUGUGCUACAUCAUCAUAACAAAUCCCUAGACAUGACGGCAUCCGGCGGUGGCGGCGGCAGCACAACGACAACCUCCAGCAAAGGGGGCGGUAAGCACUCGAAUGUUAUUCACCGAACCACAAGCGAAAGCUUACGACUAGGUGGGGGUCCGGGGAGUGGCGGGGGAGGUGGAGGAGGGGGAGGUGGAGGAGGGGGAGGAGGAGGAGGAAGUAGUGCGAAUGAUAGUUCCAUAAGCAGUUCGGCUUCACCAUCUUCCCUGAUGAACUCGUCUGGGUCGAUCAAUAGUAUCUCGAGGGCAAUUGCUGCGGCCACGGCUGCGGUCACCGGGAAGACGUCCUCGUUUAUGAUCACAUCGGUAACGGUUGGCGCACGAACCAGCGCUGACAACGGGGAUGACUCGGCUGAUGACCUUGACGAAUCCCACACGGAUGAUAACAGCCGAAUAACGGACUUUGAGAACGAGACACCAUCGUUCUCCGAGGACACGUUCAGCAAAGAGGACGUAUUUUUCGCUUCGAACGCAAUUGGAAGCGUUCCAGUCAUUCCGACGAGCUCUCAGUACGGGUUAGCUAUAGUGGCACCAACAGAUCGUGCUCAUGGUGCAGAAGCUCUGGCAGAUGCGAUGCACGUUAGCGUUACGGAUGCAGGAAUUAAUAUAAUGGGACACGCCAAGGACGAUGGCAAAGAUCCCCACCAUAGAAAUGAACGAUUCAAAGUGGUAAAAAUCGAAAGUACUGAACCGUUCAAGCGUGGCCGCUGGGUAUGCAUGGAUUACCUGGAUCACAGUACGCUACAAGCUUCACCAAAGGAGGGAGCUGCUGGACCCGUAUCUUCUGGUGAAGGAGAAUCGUCAACGACUUCCACGGUUGUUGAUUCCAACGCCAUCCGAACUCAGGAUAGCGGAGUGGUGCUGAAUGAUAACUACGCAUCAAACGCAACUUCAAAUGCAGUCGACGGCGAUAAUUCUGACUAUCAUACUCAUCUAGCUGCCAGCGUCCCAGCUAACUCUAUCAUAGGUCUACUAAAUAAUGAAUCUCCAGGGCAAAGUCUUAAUCUAACCCAACCGACGAUCGGAACGCCAGGUGGCGGAACCAUUCCUCAAUCUCAGCAAACUAGUCAUGCUCAAUCUUCAGCAGUGUCGCAUAGUUUACCGCAAGCUCAGCUUCAAAACGCCCUAGCCGGUGCCGCUGGCAAUGCGUCAGUACCAGUUUCAGCUGCACAGUCACAAGGACAAUCCCAAUACUAUCCUCACACCAUGUCUAACAUGGCAGACAUAACCCAACAGCAGCAGCAGCAACCGCAGCCACAACUUCAACAGCACCAUCAACACGGUGUCACUCUGCCAAGCAACAUUCAGAUGCAACCGCAGCAAACCAACAGUCCAGCUUCCGUAUCGUCUACCGUUCUUCCGCCAGCGGGAUCCGUUCCGACUACAUCACAGGAAAUGAACAUUGUCAUUGCUAAUCCUCAGCACCCGCAAUCCCAGCAAACGAGCUUCCCCUCUCCUCAGCAGUUUCAACAAACCUCUCAAACUAAUUCUCCAGUCGUGGCCAGUAUCGGUGAACCGGUUUCCUCGGAUUCGGUCAUUCUAUCGCCGUCUUCUUCCAUGGCGGCUACCGCUGGCACAGUUUCGACCACAUCGGUGGCCGGAAACCUCUCCUCCCAGCAGACCGAUUCAGCUGGAUCUUCUAUUCCAACGGCAGCCUCGUCGGAACCGCUCGUAACUCCCUCGGCAUCGACCACGUCAUCUCCCGUAACGGCCACCGCCGUAAACAGUGACAGCAGCGGAACCACCGCAACAGUACCGUCAUCAAUGGCCAGUUCUACGCCGACUUCGGCAGCUACAGCAGUCGCCGUUAGUUCCCCAUCUAUGUCGAGUUCGACAACGGCUGCAGCUUCCGCCACAACCACCACCAGCAAUAGCAGCAGCAGUCAGCAACAUCAUCAUCAUGCUUCGAUAGCCGCUGCCGCCGCCGCCGCUGCGGAUCAUCUGUCGGAGUCAAAUCUACUGUCGGCCGUGGCUGGAAUUACCGCCGCAGCAGUUGCCGGAACCGGUGGCGAGGAUGGCGAAAAAACCGGCGAGGACGGAGAAAGCUUGGGCCGGAUACAACCGGUAGCAGUGGCGUCGACCGAUUGGUUUGGACAGGACGUUCCACCGGCUGAACCGAAUCGCGCAGGCGAAUCGCUAAUCGAUCAGCAGGCUGGCAUCCGGCAACCACUGCCCUUGUCGUUGACCAGUAGUCUCCAGCGAGAUCUACAGCAGAAUAUACCACUAGAUCGGACUAGAAUUCCCAGUAGUAGCGCUAGUAGUAGUACUUCCAAGAACACCAUCUACACCGACAUUGCCCUCGGUCGAUCCAUACAAAACGUGAUGCGUCCGUCGUCGAUCGGAGGUUCUCGCUUUGCCAUGCCUACGCCCUCGUCAACCCAUCCGGAAUAUCACCACCAGGAUGAAGUGCUUUGCAAGACUGCUUCCAAUUUCCUUAAGAGCGGUGGUAACAGCCACAGUAUUGCCAGCUGCACCGCCCAAUAUCCACACAGAUGUGUUCAGGACUUGAUCAAAGAAGAACUCGGUGCUUAUGGUGGAACGGGCGGUACAGGACACCUUAGCAAUGCCGGUAGCUUGGUGAACAUCCACAUCGAAUCGGACUUCCAUCCAUACGGUGGUAGCCCAGGAGCUGCUGGUGGAUUCCAGUCGAACCCCGGUUCGGGACGGACCAGUCCUUCUCACCAGAUGUUCCAACACGGAUCGCCCCCGAAACACCUCAGCGCGAUUGGCCACUCGAUAAGCAUACCAAACAGUACCCGAGUUAGCCGAGCUCCGUCGCCUUCGUUCCUGCACGCAGUCGCAGCCGGAGAACAUCCAAGUGCAUCUGGGACCAGUGCAGUCGCGAUUGACAACAAGAUCGAGCAAGCUAUGGAUCUUGUCAAGUCCCAUUUGAUGUUCGCCGUCCGCGAGGAGGUCGAAGUGCUGAAGGAAAAAAUCUCCGAACUCAUGGACCGCAUCAACCAGCUGGAGUACGAGAACAACAUCCUGAAGCAGAACGCCUCGCAGGAAACGCUCUCGCAGUUGACGACCGGUGGAGGCGGAGCAAGCAACACCUCGACAACGGCAGCGGCGGCGGCAGUGGUGGCAGCAGCGGCCGCAGCUGCAGCAGCAACAGCGGCAGCGGCAGCCUCGGCCAGUGCACCCUCAGCGACAGUCCCGGCCAGCAAAGGUCCCACCAGUGCGGCGGCCAAUCCCAGCUCGAACGGUUCCGUUUCCUAGAUGUUCCGCCUAGACGCGCCCUCACAACACUACUCGCUACUACUACUACUAGCUGCUUUUUAUGAUAGUACUAGGAAAGACGAUAACUCGCUACGGGGUGAGAAUGCAAGGGUGCGGCCGAUUGUAGGAAUUCCGGAAGUCGAAGCUGGCCACAGACACGAGGACCUGGCAGCAAAGGACGAGAGUAGACAGAGCCGCACACCGAGUCGCACACCCCCGACCACACCACGAAAUGCACCUUGAAGGCGCAGGGCGACGAUCUCGACAGUCCGCGCAAUCACCUAGCAAACCAAUAUAAAACAAAGGAAAUUAACAGUAUCUAAUCAAGCAGAAGAAACAGAACAAACAACCAAGUUAAUCGUAAUUUGCUAGCAUUGAGAGGUAAGAAACUUCGUUCAUUCUCAAAUUCCUAAUAAGCUAGAAUUUUAUUUUAGAAAUGAGUCAAAGAUGAGCAAAUUUAGAAACAGAGACCGUGUUAAGCGACGCCAAAAUGGGGACAAACCGCACUAAUGCUUAAAAAGGCAGGCAUAUAUUUUUUUUCGAAUUAAGGUAGAAAACAAAUUCGUGGCAAUUGUAUGAAAUACAUUGGAAGCUCCUCGAAAAUAACCACCCCUAUGUGUACUACUCCCCAUCACUCAAUGGAAAGGAUUGCAUAGUGAAUGGCGGUCCGUGGCAAACCGUAACUACUCGAAAUGUCGGAGUUCGCCUAGCGGAACUAAGAUGUUGGAAACUGUGAUUUAAUGCAAGUUCUGGCAGACACAGAUGUUACACACAGCAAAUUUUAUAUGACCGAAUCAAGUCGCUUGAAAUUUUUCUCAGCAGCUGUGUAACAUAUGUGUCGCUUAGACUGGCAGGAUGGAAGAAACAUCUUCAAUAGAUUCCCUAACCUUUGAAAUGGAAUAGGAGCUGUUCGCUUUGAAUUUUCUUAUUUAAUGGGCAGCUAUUCAUGGAACCAGUGAACUACAAUUAUGAUAGUUCGGCUGUCAUAUUUCUGAAAGGAAUAUUCACUAUCUUUAGUCCAUGUUUCGGGUAAACAUUUAUUCGACAAAACUUGGAGUUCUAGAAGUUGGCAAUCUGAAUUACACUAAAAAUUAAUUGUUACCAUUUUUUCUUAUCGAUUGCCCCGCAAAUAGUUGAAAAUCAGCACAUAAUGUUGUGGUAACUUUUAUACAACUGAAUAUAGUUGUAUAAGAGUUAUCACAACCUUUAUGCUUUGUUUUCGGCCCCAAUUGAAUUUCCUUUCCUUGCACAAUUACACUCACGUAUUAUAAUACAAAAACCACACAACAAAACCACGAAUUAAUUGAGGGGAAAGGCGACAAGCUUAGUUAGAAAGAAGAUGAAGAAGAAACAAAGAAGAAAGCAACCCAAAAUGUGAUUCUAUUGUACAUAUACAUAAAUGAUAGUUUACAUAAGAGAAGAGACACGAAUUAUCUGAGCGGAGUGGAUGGGUGUGACAGUGAUACUGGUAUGCUGCAACUGAAAAUGAACACUUAUUAGAACGCGCAAGUUGGUUUCCAAAUCAGAGAGAUAUUAGCCGAAGUUUUCUCGAACCCCCAUUUUUGCUUCUUAUUUUCACUCGAGCGGGGUCUCAAGUCCGGGGUUCAAAAGCGAGCGAACGCGUAUUUUUUUUCUGCAUGAUUCCAUCGGCGUGCUUGAGCAAGCAAAGCAAGUUGUAAAUAUUUCCGUAAAAGUGAUCGAACGAUAAAUACUGAUUGUGUGAGUGCUUCUGAGGACCCUGGAAAAUGAUCCCUUUCGAGAAUUGCUUGCGUGCGAUUAACAAAUCUUGAGAUGCCAACGAACAUAGUCACAAACUGAUGAUAGAAUAACACAAUUGGCCCAUCCUUCAAUCGUUUGGAAGCAUCUUCCUAGCUUCCAUAGCCUUUUGGGGGUGUUAAAGUGCAACCGUUGGCUGUUUCUUUCGUGACCGUGCACAGGUUGGGAUCUAAGAUCCCAUCUUUUCGGCAAGGCCGAAAGCGAAAGCACAACGGUUACAACAUGAUAAUGGGCAACAACCAACAGAAACGGAACCGAUGGAAACAAUCAGGGAAAGCUAAUAGUUGUUUGAAUUUGAUCUGAUGGAACUGAUGAGCAGACAUAAGGAACCAAUUUACUUCAUCCGUUGAUGAUGAUGAUGAUGAUGAUGAUGAUGAUGAUGAUGAUGAUGGAGAUGCAGGUGUUUAACAGGAUGAAAAUUGGUAGCAUGAUUGCUGUGAAUAGUUUGUAAGACACAACAGUGCGUUUCUUUUAUGAUACCGAGGAACUGUUGAUAGGCUGUUAAGGAAUAUCUUGUUUAUUUUUGUAGGAUUUUUGUUCAAUUUCCUAGUUGAAAACGCAAUUAUUUAGUCAGUCCUAUUUAUUAUUUUGUAUAUU